Molecule: messenger RNA, 801 nt
Organism: Iphiclides podalirius (scarce swallowtail)
Lineage: Eukaryota; Metazoa; Arthropoda; Insecta; Lepidoptera; Papilionidae
Source: the annotation of a GenBank genome assembly
AUGGUCAACGAUCAGGAGCCGACAUCAGUUACAAUCAGUAGGCACGUGUCGGGCGACUCGAAGCGUGCGUUCGGCGCCGAGGAAGGCGAGGGCGAGAGCCUGUGCGGGGCCGUGGCGGGGGCGGGCGGCGCGGACGCGGCGUGGUGGGGCGCGUGCGCGGCCGAGGCGGUGGGCGCCGCGCUGCUGGUGCUGCUCACGUGCCUGCCCGCCUGCGCCGAGGCGCCGCCGCUGCAGCGCGCCCUCGCCGGCGGCCUCAUAGUCGCCACGCUCGUGCAGUGCUUCGACCACAUCUCGGGCGCGAUGAUGAACCCGACGGUGACGCUGGCGGCGGCGGUGUGCGGCCGCGUGGGCUGGGCGAAGGGCGCGGCCUACUGCGCGGCGCAGCUGGCGGGUGCGCUGGCCGGCGGCGCGGCGCUGCACGCGCUGGCGCCCGCCGCGGCCGCGUGUUGCCGCACCGCGCCCGCGGCCGGAGUGGCAACGUCGCGCGCCGCCGCGCUCGAGGCGCUGCUGGGCGCGCUGCUGGCGCUGGCCAACUGCGCCGCCUGGGACGCCGCCAACCGCCGCCUGCUCGACUCCUGGCCGCUGCGCAUCGGCCUCACCGUCGCCGCGCUCUCGCUCGCGGCGGGCGAGCUGACCGGCGCCAGUAUGAACCCCGUGCGCAGUUUGGCGCCAGCGCUCUUCAGCGGCGACUGGAGCGCGCAUUGGGUGUACUGGGCGGGCCCCUUGAGCGGCUCGCUGCUGGCCUCGGGCCUGUACCGCUGCGCGUGGCGAUCGCCCCGCCAAGCCCCCCCUAGGGGCCUU